CUGAUGUUUCGUAAGAUGCAAGGCUUGAGCGAAUUUCCGGAGGACUCCGCUGCCAUUGGGGACGUCCUCUCCCACCUCACGGCCUCGGUGGAGCUGGACUUCGGGUCUCACCGCCCGAUUCACGUCAUCCUGUUGCCGAACCCUUCCCACCUGGAAGCCAUCAACCCCGUGGCGGUCGGCAAAACUCGAGGGAGGCAGCAAACGUUGUCGGAUGGGGAUUACUCCUUAGCCAGUUCGGCUCGGCCGGGAGAUAAAGUCAUUUGCCUGCAGAUCCCGGAAAAGCAUCCCGGAUACCUACGCGGAGGGCCUGGUGGCCGAGGGACUUACAACCGAGCAAGAAAUAGCGGAGAUAAAAGCUUCCUAUUACUCCAAGCUCAACGAGCAUCUCUCCACCAUGGCGAUGUACGCGCCUCCCUGCCCCAACCUCCAGGCCCACUGGAGCGGCCUGGUGGACCCCACGCCGAGGGUCACAACGUGGGACACAGGGGUCCCUCUGCCACUCCUCCAGUAUGUCGGAGUCAAGUCGGUGGAAGUGCCUGAAGAAUUACAACUCCACAACCACAUCCUGAAGACACACGCUCAGUCACGAGUGCUGAAGAUGGAGGAAGGAGUGAAGUUAGACUGGGCCACUGCUGAAGCAUUAGCCUUUGGUUCCCUACUGUGUCAAGGUUUCAACCUUCGUCUAAGCGGGCAAGACGUCGGCCGGGGAACGUUCAGCCAGAGACACGCCAUGUUGGUUUGUCAAGAGACGGGGGACACCUACAUCCCUUUGAACCACAUGUCUGCAGAUCAGAAGGGCUUCCUUGAGGUAAGCAACAGCCCCCUGUCGGAGGAAGCGGUGCUGGGCUUUGAGUACGGGAUGAGCAUCGACAGCCCCAACCUCCUGCCCAUUUGGGAGGCUCAGUUUGGGGAUUUCUUCAACGGGGCUCAGAUCAUCUUUGAUACCUUUAUCUCUGGAGGGGAGGCCAAGUGGCUCCUGCAGAGCGGACUCGUGGUCCUCCUUCCGCACGGUUACGAUGGCGCCGGACCGGAACAUUCUUCUUGCCGAGUCGAACGGUUCUUGCAGAUGUGCGAUAGCUCGGAGGAAGGGAUCGACGGCGACCACGUGAAUAUGUCCGUGGUCCACCCAACCACCCCGGCGCAGUAUUUCCACUUACUCCGGAGGCAGAUGGUUCGGAAUUUCCGGAAACCCCUCAUCGUGGUGUCGCCCAAAACUCUCCUUCGCUUACCUACUGCCGUCUCCAGCUUACUAGAAAUGGCCCCUGGAACCACCUUCAGACCCGUCCUUGGGGAUUCAACAGUGGAUCCUAAAAG
Thamnophis sirtalis is the source of this 1314-nucleotide messenger RNA. The record is from RefSeq and is a predicted model, not a curated record. Lineage: Eukaryota; Metazoa; Chordata; Lepidosauria; Squamata; Natricidae.